CAAAUAACGGCGGGAGGGGUUUCCAUCGGCGUCGAGACUACGAUGAAGUAUCUAGGACUCGUCCUCGACAGUCGAUGGAACUUCGUGGAACACUUCCGACGUUUGGCUCCUAAGUUGGAACGGACGGGGUCUGCGCUUAAGCGGCUCCUGCCAAAUCUCGGGGGGCCAUAUGCCUCCUGCCGGAGGUUGUACGCGGGGAUCGUGCGGUCCAUGGCCCUCUACGGCGCCCCUGUGUGGGCGCCGAACCUGAUGCGGCGACCAGCUCGGGCGCUGCUCACCUCUCAGAGGGUCAUGGCCAUCCGGGUGAUCCGAGGAUAUCGCACGAUCUCCGGAGAGGCGGUGAACCUCCUUGCCGGAUUACCGCCGUGGGAUUUGGAGGCGAAGGUGCUGGCGCGCGUCUUCAGUUUGCGCGCCGACGCGUGUCGCAGGGGCGAAACUCCACUGCCGCGCCAAAUCAGUGCGUGGCGGGACGAGCUCCGGCGCGAUCUCAUGGCGGAUUGGCAGCAACGACUGUCGCAACCGAAGGCUGGGCUCGCUGUCAUUGCAGCGGUAAGUCCCCUCUUUGAGGAGUGGCUAGAGAGGCGCCACGGCGUCCUCACCUACCGCCUGACGCAGGUGCUUACCGGACAUGGGAGUUUCAGUAGGUUCCUGUUCCUUAUUGGGCGGGAGGAAACGCCCGAGUGUCAUCACUGUGAGGACCGCCCGGAGGACACGGUAGAACAUACGGUGGCGGUGUGCCCUGCGUGGGCUGAGCACCGCCAAGUCCUCAGGGAUGUGGUCGGCGACGGCGACCUCUCGCGCCCGGCACUGGUUCAGGCCAUGGUGCGGAGCGAGAGGGACUGGGAUGCCGUCUCCUCCUUCUGCGAAGCAGUCAUGCUAGCUAAGGAGGAGGCGGGGCGCGUGAGAGAACAAACCUCCUCACGCCCCAGCCGUCGCGAGAGACACUCUGGGCGUCGGGGAUCGCGUGACGAUCUCCGGCCGCCGUAAGUGCGGGUCUGCGGACGACGAGCAAGGGUAGCUCGCCGCCCGAACAGAACCAGACCCGUGCGUGCGGCGCGUCGCGUUCCGCGCGCGCCUCAGAGAGCCAUCAGACCACCACAGAUGGGGCCCAGUAGGGCUGAUGCCUGAACCGGAGCUGCGGACUACCUAGCGGGUUUACCGGGGCUCCGGGUCGAAAAGCAGGAGAAGGAACGGGGUGUUUUUUAGUCAGUAAGAGUCUGACACUCCCUCUUGCCUUACCCAAGGCGGGAGAAGUCAUUGGAUGAUUUUCCCCCCUCAAAAAAAAAAGCCACUAAAUGGCGUAUAAUAAUAAGAUUUAAAUUUAGAAAUUGAAUCUGUAAUUUAGGUACCUACUUAUCUGAUUAAUCCAGCCUGAAUCCACCACCCAAGUCAAGAUUUUGUAUCGUGUUGAGGACUGUGUGGCGUUAGGGUGGCUAAAAAUGAUACGUCGUUAGCGGUACACCACCCAAGUUAAGGUGAAAGGUUAAAACGUGCCGAGAACUGUAUGGCAUUAGGGUGGAUAAAAAUGAUAUGUCGUUAGCGUUUUCCCCUCAAGACUCAGGCGCAUCUUGAGAAGAAUGUUGCCUUUAAUACUAUCACGGGCUUCUACAAUUCUAAAAUGCAGGGCAGCACUGUGGAUCACGCAGUCGUAUACUUAGGUGCGAAACUGUUUGAAGAAGGUCAAGCCUACGUGGCUCUUAGUAGAGUAAGAUCUUUGCAGGGACUAUGUAUAGAGGAGUUGGACUGCAAUAAACUAACGGGCAAGAAACCUUGCAAUAAUGAAGCACUAAAUGAAUUAAACAGAAUGCGAAAUAAAAGCUAAAAACUAGAAAAUAAAAAUAGGUAAAAAAACUUUUUAAGUUAAACGGUUUUAUGUGAAACAUACAUUGCAAUGUUUAAGAUAAAUGUACUAAAAACCAUAAAAUAAUAAAAUAGAUACAGUCGUGGGAAUUAUAAAUAUAUGCAUAGACUAGACUAAAAUAAAACCGUGGGGCACGUCAAUCGUUGAUUAAAAUGUUUGUUUUGUAAUGUUACACUAUAAUUAGGCAGUUGUUCAACCGACAACGAUGGACGUGUGAUAAGUAGGGCUAGAAUUUGGAAACAAGUUGGCAAGCUCGAUUAUAAGCGAGUUUUAGGGCUUCAUAGUGUUGAGCGAGUAGUACUUUUAUCGUAUGUUUUGUCGAUUAAAGACAAACUACGAGCAGUGAAACGAUUCCUCGCCAGCCAGCAGUGUGAAUGUCCAACAAUAAACUAGUUGAAACAUCUCUUUUAUUUACAUGGAGUGUAUAACUAUUGGAAUAUCCAUGAGCAAGAAAAUAGUAAGUAAGUAAGUAAUUUCCUCACCGUCUGCCA
Spodoptera frugiperda (fall armyworm) is the source of this 2352-nucleotide messenger RNA. RefSeq lists its product as uncharacterized. The coding region runs from base 43 to 987 and encodes 314 amino acids. The record is from RefSeq and is a predicted model, not a curated record. Lineage: Eukaryota; Metazoa; Arthropoda; Insecta; Lepidoptera; Noctuidae. The transcript has a single exon.